GUAAUUUAAAUCGCUCUUAAAAAUAAAGGAUUUUUCGUAUCCGCACUUCAUUAAAAGAUAUUCAUAUCACUUCCUUCUACUGUCAUUACUUUAAUCUGAGAUAUGUUGUUGAUAAAAAGAACAACUGCAGGACUUGAAACGUUACGACAGAGAGAAGAAACGAGGAGAACCCGUUGAAUGAGAAGUAGAUUGGAUAUACUUCAAAUACUUGAUCGAUCAAGAUAUUCUAUCGAUUACUAACGCGUGUCUGUUUGGAUAUAAACAAUAUGCGUCAAUGACAGAGAAGAAAAGAGAGCAGAAGAUAAAAAUGGAAAGUCUAAUAUUUCAAUAAGUAAUGAAAAGGAAGUGUAUAAUUCGACGUGUAUAUGCACAAACACUUAUUACACUCAUAUGUUAUUCAAAGCCUAGAGAGAAUUUAAAAUGGUGUGAAAAUGUGGUUUAAGCUUGUGAUUGUGGUGAUUGUACUCGCCAUAGCGAGUAGUGGAAAUGCAAGGCCUCACGAUCCAGAUCCAUUGGACGAUAGCAAUUCACAGGAAGUCACGGAAGAAGCUGCUGGAGCUGUUAACAGAAGCAGACAAGUUCAACAUCGAGAAUUAAAGGAUAUCCAAAAUAUGGAUCAAUCGUUAAGGACUGUUGCAACGCAGCUCUUAAAUACUACUGUGAAACAUGAAAAUCUUGUACGAAUACCGGAAGAAAAAAUUGUCACAAUUGAAACUCCCAUGCAAGUUGUUCAUAUAUCUACACGAAUCGAGGAUGCAGUUAGUGAUAUUAGUAACGAUAAAGAGGAUGAUGAAACUAAAAUGAAAUUUGGAAUUCCAAUAAACUCUAAAUUUGGGCAUUUUGAGGUUAGUAAUCCUGGACAUGCAAUGGCAAUGACUGAAGAAGAAAUCGAAAGAGAAAUGGCAACAACUGAAGCUAGUAUUCAGAAAUAUCGUUCUACUACAAAAAGUAUGCUAUCCACGUGGAUUCAAUUGUAUCCGCCUUCAACAACUACUGAACGCAAUAACGUUUCUGAAAUUAAAACUGAAAUUCCAGAUAAUGAGGUAUAUUCUUUGACUAGUACCAAAUUACCUUCAACUACUUUUAAUAAACUCAGUACCGCUUAUAAUAAACUUAAUCGGAAUACGGAAAUUAAACUUACAACAAUACCAUCUACUGAAUCCUCGCUUUCAACUACGAAAUUUAUCAAGAAUUCAAGUAUUAUUGACGUUACAAAUAAUGUUCAAUUAAGUUCAACACUGUCAACAGUAACGAUCGAAAAUAAAACAAAUGGAACUGCCUCAACAGAAAAGAAAUUACAAAAUCAGCGUACAAAUGCUUCUGUUCAUACAAUAACAAAGUCUACUACACCUCUAAAGAAACUAUCGACAAAAGGUAGUAACUCAUUGAAGCCAAAAAUUACAACUCCAAAAAAUGCGGUUACAAAAGUAAUUAAGAAUAAUAGUACUGUAAAUAGGUUUAAACCAUUAGCAACCAGAAGACCAAAUAAGAAUGAUACUGUUACCAGCACAUCGAAAAUCGAAAAGGUGACUUUUAAACCUACUAUUUAUAUUUCACAAAAUCAAAUAUCUAGUACAGAAAAGUCACCUUUCGUUACUAAAAUUAAAGCAUCUAUAUUGACAAAUUCUCAAAAGUCAAACACUAAUGUUCCAACUGUAAAACCUAUUCAUAGUAUUCUUUCGAAAUCUAAUUUUUCUGCUACGGAAACAUCAACUACAAAAAUUCCAAGUCCUACUCAAGUAAAUAAUGUUCUAAAAGUUUCGUUAAAAAAACCCGUUGAUGAUUCAACAAAAAUUGAAAUUCAACCCAUUCGUGUUAAUCCCCCAGUAUUAACGAUUGAGCAAAUUGAAGAUUUAAGUUUAGAUCAAAAGACCAACAACGAUAAUCAGGAUAUCUUAGAAAAUUCGAAGAUUGACGUAAAAUUUGAUUUCAGUCCUGAAUAUACUAAUGUUAAAUUGCAAAUACCAUCUGCCGAAAAUUCUUCAUCAAUUAUAUCUACAACAACAACGAAAAGACCUCGUUUAUCCCACAAACGUAAGAAGAACAAGAAUCGUCGUCGAAAACCAUCCACUACUACUAUAUCUACUUUAGCAAUACCAUCUACAGCAACAUUUGAUAAUAUAAAUUUAUUACCUUUGGAUACAACUAAUACUAUAAAUAAUGUAAAUCGUGAUAAGAUUCAACUAUCGUCAAUUCAAGAAUCAAAAAUUGAACCUGAAUCUAAAGCUCCACCUUCGAAAAAAAAAAAACCUAAUCAAACCCAAGUUCAAAAGCCAAUUGGUACACAAAUAUAUAAUUUUUUGAGCCGUGAAGUAAUGCCAAGUGUAGGUGUUAUGUCAUUAGUAGGUUUAGGACUUGGUUUAGCAUCUUACUUCUUGUAUCCGUUUGGUGGAGUGAUUGCUCGUAGAAAUUACGACGUAGAACCAAAUUAUAAGUACAACCUUGAUGAAUAUGGUGGCAAUUAUGGUCUAAGCGAAGAAGAAGUUUUAUCUAAAGUUUACUCCGGUAUGACUGGUGGUCAGCAUCACGAUUCCAAGUAUAAUUUCAUUGCUACUAGUGAGAAGAAUCCAACUUACUACAGAUAUACAGGAUCAGAACACGUACAGCAGCAAACCUCAAGAUAUCCAGUGCUACCCUUUAAAAAUGCAGGAAAUCGAGUAGUAUAUAGACCUGUUGAGACUACAUCAUAUGAUGGAAACUAUCGAAAUACUGAAUUCAAAUAUCCUGAUGUACCUACGACACCAAAUUAUUAUGAACGUCAGAGGCAACAACAGCUUUCAACUGAUUUCGUAUCAACUGCUCCAAAGGUUGGAAUGAGCAAAAAUCGUCAAUUUGUUGUUGGUAAUGUGCCUAAAGAAUAUUCGAGUAAAGACGUUGAGAAGUCUUUUGAUGUGAUUAAAAUUCAAGAUAAGAUCGAUCACAAUUUAUCGUAUUCAGCAAUUGAAAAAAAUUCCGAAAAUAAUUUAUCUGCAGAACCACUGACAGCUCCAGAUUUAAAAUCUUUAAAUAAUCCCGCGUCAUUUAUUUCGAAAAAUAAUAAAAAAAAUUCUGCUGAAAUUUAUGAAGAAAUGGAAAUUUCUCCAACAGCCGUAGCCGUGGAACAUGGUCCAAGAUUUUUAAAAUCAUUGGACGAUGAUUUGAAUGUUAAAUCAGCAGCGGUUCCUAAGUUAAUUCGUAAAAAAAGAAAUAUAUUUUUUGAUGUAAAAAAAAACCAUGCACAAGCUUUGGUUCCAGCUUUGAAACGUGCGAGGAUUGAAAGAAGCUCGGUAAUUCAAGUGAUACCAUCAAAAAGCGAAAUUGAAAGAGAAAGUAAAAUGCAAGAACAAGAGGAAAAUCUAAGUAAUGAAAUAUUAAACAUAAUUGACGAUGCAUUGCCCGAUAAAAUUGAUUACCAAAAGAAAAAGUAUAAUGAUAAACAUGAAUCUACGAUGAGUGCAACAACCAAGAAGCCAUAUAACAAAGUGUCGGAUACUCUAAGAGACAGUAUUAGUAAAGGUACAUCAAGUAGUACUCUUCCUGAUACAUCGAUCAUCAGUGAUAUACUUGGUUCGACGGAUGGUAAUAUAAUAUCAACUUCUGAGAAAAAAAUACGAUAUGAUACUUAUUCUACAAGUUCAACAACAAUGCUGAUAACGACAAAUAAGGCAUCAUCGGAAGAAUUAACGGAAUCCAAUGUCAAUCAGACUGAAACGAUAUCAGAUUGGCAGGAGAAUAUUAAAACAACAACAAAGCCAACGCCACCUACAAAUAAUGGCAUUGACAUACUUGGAAUAGCAAAAAGAAUAGCCGAAAUCAAGCUCAGACUAGGUUUAACAAUCUUGAAGCAUGCGAGUGAAGGGUUAGCUAGAUACAUAGGACAUAUACAGAAAAGGUUCAACGGCGAAGAAUAAGAGACAAUAUUUUGUUUUGUCUUUUAUUUCUAUUAUUGAUAUAAAAUCGUUUGAUUCACUGACUGAAGAACCGAUUACUAAAUCAAAUGGUUAAUGAGUUGAUUAAACAGGGCUGUGUAAUUUAUUGUAUUUAAAAUUGGCUUUUAUGA
Ceratosolen solmsi marchali is the source of this 4039-nucleotide messenger RNA. RefSeq lists its product as uncharacterized. The transcript has 6 exons. The record is from RefSeq and is a predicted model, not a curated record. NCBI's taxonomy places the organism in Eukaryota, Metazoa, Arthropoda, Insecta, Hymenoptera, Agaonidae. Bases 432 to 3890 code for a protein of 1152 amino acids.